AUGAUCAGUUUUCUCGAGAAUGGACCUCAAUCAGGGAGAGUCGGAACAGUCAGCCUACCCAGGAACUUCCUGUCUGAUUUCAAACAACUCGUGGAUUGUCUAAAGGGAGACGAGCUCAAAACGAAUAUUGAUAACGCAAGGGCUAAUGUUUUCCCACGGAUGACACUCUUGCCGAAGGAAUUCAACUUGUGCAUUCUAUAUGCCACUAGUCUGGUAUAUUGUCUGUCCAGGCUGAUGAUCCUAGGGCUAGCGGUUGCUAGUCUGCGCUAUAUGCCAGAUAAAGUUUAUGUAGAAACGUGGACAGCGAAUAUCCCUGCUAUUUGA
This is a messenger RNA of Penicillium expansum, 324 nucleotides long. RefSeq lists its product as uncharacterized. The transcript has a single exon. The record is from RefSeq and is a predicted model, not a curated record. NCBI's taxonomy places the organism in Eukaryota, Fungi, Ascomycota, Eurotiomycetes, Eurotiales, Aspergillaceae. The coding region runs from base 1 to 324 and encodes 107 amino acids.